Molecule: messenger RNA, 1134 nt
Organism: Pipistrellus nathusii (Nathusius's pipistrelle)
Lineage: Eukaryota; Metazoa; Chordata; Mammalia; Chiroptera; Vespertilionidae
Source: the annotation of a GenBank genome assembly
AUGCCUUAUGUGGAUCGUCAGAACCGCAUCUGUGGUUUUCUAGACAUCGAAGAAAAUGAGAACAGUGGUAAAUUUCUUCGAAGGUACUUCAUACUGGAUACCAGAGAAGACAGUUUUGUAUGGUACAUGGACAAUCCACAGAACCUCCCUUCUGGGUCAUCACGGGUUGGAGCCAUUAAACUUACCUACAUUUCAAAGGUGAGCGACGCCACUAAGCUGAGGCCAAAGGCGGAGUUCUGUUUUGUGAUGAACGCAGGGAUGAGGAAAUAUUUCCUACAAGCCAAUGACCAGCAGGACCUGGUAGAAUGGGUCAAUGUGUUGAACAAAGCUAUAAAAAUUACAGUACCAAAGCAGUCAGACGCACAGCCUCAUUCUGAAAACCCGAGCCGCCCGGGGGACUGUGGGAAGAAGCAGGUGUCCUACCGGACGGACAUUGUGGGCGGGGUGCCCAUCAUCACGCCGACGCAGAAGGAAGAAGCCAGCGACUGUGGGGAGAGCGCUGACAGAAACCACCUGAAAAGGUCACCAAGCCAUGUCCCCUGCUUCCCCCCGAAACCGCCCUCCGACAGCCCCGUCAUCAAAGCCGGCUACUGUGUCAAGCAGGGAGCCGUGAUGAAGAACUGGAAGAGGAGGUACUUCCAAUUGGACGAGAACACGAUAGGCUACUUCAAGUCCGAGCUGGAGAAGGAGCCUCUCCGUGUGAUCCCCCUGAAGGAGGUGCACAAGGUGCAGGAGUGCAAGCAGAGUGACAUAAUGAUGAGGGACAACCUCUUUGAAAUUGUAACAUCAUCUCGAACUUUCUAUGUGCAGGCCGACAGCCCCGAGGAGAUGCACAGCUGGAUCAGAGCCGUGUCCGGGGCCAUCGUGGCGCAGCGCGGGCCGGGCCGGUCGGCGACUUCUAUGCGGCAGGCCAGGCGGCUGUCGAACCCUUGUGUUCAGAGGAGCAGCCCGGUGGCCCCGAGCCCCGGCCCGCGCCCCGAGCCCCCGCCUCACAUACCGCCGCAGCUCGCAGCAGCUCUCUGGUCUCAAGCUUUGCCCUGGAGAAGCGAGGAUUUUGCGAGUCUCUUGCCAAGGUCAAGCCAGGGAGCUUCAAGGUCCAGACUGUCCCUGCAAGAGAACCAGCUUCCAAAGUGA